CUGACACUCAUCAAGGUACAACAAUCAUCUUUGUUUAUGAACUGGUUAUACCCUUUUCAGCUCUUCGGGAGCAGGAUAGCUGCCGACUGCGCAUUUGCUCCUAAACCCCUCCAGACUCGUCCAGAAUAGGAACGUCAGAGCUGACAUUGUUGGUCUAGCGCUCGCCCAUGCCCACGCCCGGCGCCCGCCUCAACAACGUUGCCUAUGUGCUGGACCAGCGAAGCGACACGGUGGAGUGCACAGGUGCGGAGAUGUGCCUGUCGAUCCAGACAGUGCCGUUCUGUAUGGACCUGCUGACGUAUUCGUUCCACACCGGUGAUGGAACCACCGGUAAUGCCAUGACAGGGGAGUAUACCUUGCCAGACGGGAGUAA
Messenger RNA from Parathielavia appendiculata, 373 nucleotides. RefSeq lists its product as uncharacterized. NCBI's taxonomy places the organism in Eukaryota, Fungi, Ascomycota, Sordariomycetes, Sordariales, Chaetomiaceae. The annotation marks the transcript as partial. The record is from RefSeq and is a predicted model, not a curated record. The transcript has a single exon.